GUCGCAGGCACCGACGUGUUUUUCGCACGACCUUCGACAGCAAGAUGUUGGGAGGACGGCUUGAUGGGAGGACGUGGUGUACCACCAGAUUGGAAGAACGAACCCGGUUGGUGUGAAGGGGUGGUAAUCGUGCACGCAAGCUAUCAGUUUAAAGUUCGUGUUCAGAAACCUCUUGCCUCAUUGGACUUCGCCCAGCCUAUCAGCAGCCUCUCCGUGAAGCUGCACUUUAAACGCAAGGGUCGUUGUGUGGCCAAUAAAACUGGACUGGCGUUUAUUGUUAGGGUACCUCGCGUGCACGAUUACCACCCCCUCACACCAACCGGGUUCGUUCUUCCAAUCUGGUGGCGCACCACGUCCUCCCAUCAAGCCGUCCUCCCAACAUCUUGCUGUCGAAGGUCGUGCGAAAAACACGUCGGUGCCUGCGACCUCGUCAAACACACCGACUUACUGUGGACUAACACUUCGUGGAAGUCUGCGGUGUGUUGGAACGAGCCUCAAGACGGAUCCUGCGACCGCGCACCACAGACCUGCCUUCCAGCCCUCGUGAAAGAGUCCUUGCCGCCUCAGACCAACCACGAUGCCGCUCUCUUUGCCUACCGCCAACCAAUCCACAAACUCGGCAUGGCGGCUCCAAAUCGUCUGUCGAGUUCGGAACGUCUCCCGGCCACCACCGCCGCCGCCGCCGCAGCCUCAAUUGUUUCGCGCCCUCUGCCGCCGUAUUCCAAUCAACGCCCGACCUCCAACGUGGUCAUCCACGAGUCCCAGAAACUCGUGUCCUCGCACUACCGCCGGGGUCGCAGCCAAUUCCACCCUAACCCACCCUACCGACGACCUCCGCUCGCCUCUCAACAACAGGUCGCGGGUAUUUACUCGCAAGCGGCACCACCUGUGCCCUCUCCACCGAAACCCAUCGAUCACCAAAAGUGCUCCACCAUUUCAUCGGCACCUGAGCUCUACGGCAUUUGCCCAGUGGGUGAAGCGGUCUCCCUCAAAACCUUUCGAAGUACCACCUCUACCGAGUACUCGCCCUGUUCAAACGAGGCCAAGCUGGAGUCUUCCAUCGAGGAUUACUCUCCUCUGGCAGACGACGGUGAGGGCGCUCUCAUUCCCGAUGCCGAGGCAGACGAUGUUGUUGAUGAUGACGACUAUGGUGAGGAAGCAGAUGACGACGACGACACCAAGGCAUAUUCCGCAGCCUCGACAAGCACAGGGGCUUUAUCCGACUCCUCUAACUUCUCUCAUGCCGUCGUCCCUACCGCCGCCGCCGCCACUACCCCCUCCAAAGCCUCCAACACCGAGCAGCGCAGACGGUUGAGUAUGCAGUCGAGUUUGAAGCUGCUGCAGGAAUUGGUGCAGGCGAAUCAACACCAACACUCGAAACAGCCAGAUAACUCCCAGAAGCCCUCCAGAUGCAGCAGCGGGUCUGGACGAAAAAGCGACUCGCCUGGGACCGCCGGCCAACCGAAGGCGUCCAAGGCGGCCAUCCUGCGUGACGGCGCGGAGCUUAUUCGCUCCCAACGCGUCGCUCGCGCCCAGCUCGACGCGGAGAUUGGCCGACUGCGUGCCGAGCUCGACAGUCUGCAGUCCUCCAUCAAUGCCUGCUGCGACAAACUGCCCGUCUCCGGCGCUGUGUCGAAGCACCAGGCGAAGGCAAUGAAGAACGAGGCGAUGUCGUGGUACCGCGGUUUCGUGGCCACCGCGUCCCAGGCCAACUGGAAGUUCUACGUCUUCAGCCUCAUCUUCAACGACCUCUUCGAGAGCUACUGCGAGAAGGUCUGCUCCACGUCCAGUCUGGACGUCCUGCGACGCUCAAUUGCCAGUUGGCUUGAGGACUGCUGCGACUUGCCGCAACUCCGCAAGUCCGGUGGGCGACAGCACCAACUGGCGCAAUUUCCACGCCUGGAGACGCUCUGUUUUCGUUCUUGA
Messenger RNA from Mesocestoides corti, 1926 nucleotides. The record is from the annotation of a GenBank genome assembly. Lineage: Eukaryota; Metazoa; Platyhelminthes; Cestoda; Cyclophyllidea; Mesocestoididae.